AUGAUCCGCAGGCGCCGCUGCCAAUACCUAGCCAUAGCUGUUAUUGCGCUACAUCUUGUGGUAUUUUCACUACUAAGCGCUAAGGGCUCAGAGAAACUCUUACCGUUGCAAAGUAUCACAAACAGCCUUUAUGAUUAUGCGUUACUUUUCAAAGAGGGCGAUUCUUUUCCCUUUGAUGCAUGGGCAGAUAAGGUGUUUGGUGACUACUUGAGGGAUCAAGGUGAGAGUGGUAGCCAGGAGGCUCGGCUUGCUGCGUUUUCCACCAACAGCUCAGCAUUUGGAGCGGAUAAUAUGGAAGUGAAGUUGCCUGAAUUUCUUAAAGGAGACUCGGAGAACCCUCUUUUGAUGCCCUUCGAGCCUCGCUUGACGUUAGGGAUGAUCCUUAAUGAGUAUAACCACCUUCUAAAAGAAACAGAAGGAAGGACACCAGCAUCUUUUGAAUAUAACAUUCCAGUGUUUCAUUGGGCUGAUUGGACGGAUUUAUCACUGUUGUACCCUCAUUUUAUGUCUUUUGGGGAGAACAGACAGUCGUGUAAGAUGUUCGGUAAGACGCCACGUAAAACCAGGAAAAACCCUAAUCCAGAAAAAACGUCUCCACAUUGGUGCCUUGAUGAUUCCGAAAUUGCAUUUCUUUACCACGAGAAUAUCAUUCACAAUGCUCAGAAAAAGGCGGGGUUCAGGGAGAUUUUGCAGUCGCCUCUAAGGACUGGUUUUCAUGUUGACAAGUACGGAGGCAGAACGCCUCAUACGCUGAAGAAGUUCGAGGCAGCAUCUUAUCUUAAUGAUUUUAUGGAUAAACCUUUAUCUGUCAUUCUUCUAUUACCCCAUCCAUCAGGCCGUCUGAGAUCUCUUAGGCUAGGGGUCAAUCGAGAGGUUGGUAGUCGCGUGCGGUUACUGCAAUCUGAUUUGGCUAAAUCAGUUGCUAAUAGAGUCGAUACUGUCAACCUUCGGGACGAGCUUCGCCAGCUCGAAUCCUAUUAUACCAACGAAGGCAGCGACAUGUACGCUCCCAACAUAGAGCUUCAUCAUGAAGACUUCAUUGAAGAUUCGAGAGUCAAACUAAAAGAGCUUCAAUCGAGAAACAACCUCACCACACACGAGCAUAACUACUUCCUCAGUUUAAACUUAUCUUUGAGUGAGACUGAACCAACGAAGUAUCUAUACGAAGCUGAGCUUCACAAGUCGUCCACCAAUUGGGCUUGGGGCAGCCACUACGACUGGAGGUUCUACAAAGAGAUCAUCAACUUCACCGAACUACAGGCCCCUUCAUUGCAUAGCCUCACACUGGCCUGGCUUCGGUUUAUUAAUGCUCAGCACUUAAAUAGCUGGGUUGCACAUGGUACUUUACUUUCAUGGUACUGGAACGGUAUUAACUUCCCAUGGGAUGCUGAUGUGGACGUCCAAAUGCCGAUUAAAGACCUCCAUAGACUCGCCCGUGAUUUCAACCAAUCCGUUAUUGUGGAUUUUGGCACUGACGUUAACGGAGAGAUCAAGACUGGGCGGUACUUCAUUGAUAUUGGAACGUGGAUCUCACUGCGGGAGUAUGGUAAUGGUCGUAAUAAUAUCGAUGGCAGGUUCAUUGAUAUGGAUACGGGACUUUACAUUGACAUAACAGGUCUUUCUAUAUCAAACACUAUUGCACCAAAAGAGUAUGAUAGAGAUUUACCAAAGGGUCUCAAAAGGGUAAAUCCGGAUCGGUCCAUGGAUGAGCUUGAGGUGCUCAGAAACAACUACCUUCAAGUAUACAAUUGUCGGAAUAAGCAUUUUGCAUGGCUUCACGACUUAUCACCAAUGAAGCUUACAUACGUGGAGGGCGUUCCAGCAUACGUGCCGAAUGACUUUAUGCUAAUGUUACAGCGUGAGUAUAACGCAGGUGGGCUAUUCGAACAAAGGUACAAGCGAUACGUAUUUCUCCCACGGUUGAGGGUCUGGUAUCCUCUGGACAAGGUCAAUGAUUUUGUCACUGGGAAGGGAAAAGACUUUGAGCCUAUCCUUGAGCUUGGAACGGAUAAGUCGAAGGCUGUGAGUAGCAUUGAUAAAAUGGCCGUGUAUUCUAUGUCUGAUGAAGACUACUUGGAGUUCAUGGCUCGUGAGAAACCCCUUUUGGUAGAAUACUUGGCUACCAGAGAUGUCACUUCCCUCCAUGAAAAAGAGAUGAAGCAGCUUCUCAAGAACAAACCUACUGAUCAAUUGUUACUCGAGAACGAGCAAUUAGUACACCAGUUCUCGUCAUUCAGGAGGGACUACACUAAAUUCAGGAGAGUCAAGGAGAAUUUUUCUUUUGAUGAGAAAGUAAAUGAGUUAGCCCAAGAGAUGUUUUCCUUCAGAAAGGGUGUUUCGUUAAGCGCCGAAGAGGUGGACUAUGACCCAGAGCCAGAACCGGUUAACCAAGAUGACGGGAGUCCCGCCCCUGCCGUAAAGUUCCAACCUGUUGGUUCAGCACCUGAAAGACCAAGAAACAUGGAUGCAUAG
Candidozyma haemuli is the source of this 2472-nucleotide messenger RNA. RefSeq lists its product as uncharacterized. Lineage: Eukaryota; Fungi; Ascomycota; Pichiomycetes; Serinales; Metschnikowiaceae. The transcript has a single exon. The record is from RefSeq and is a predicted model, not a curated record. Bases 1 to 2472 code for a protein of 823 amino acids.